UUCUUAUACGACAUUCGCGCCCAACGGUUGACCCGGGUCCCGAAAACACAAAAACCAGAAAGAAACCCGAAACGUAAACUGAAAACGAACCCACAAACUGAUUCGAAUCCAAAACGCUGCGUGUUGUGUCGUCUCGUGUCGUGUCGUGUCGUGUUUGGUUCACAGUGUGAAUCUUAUGGAUUGUCGGCUCAGGUCUUUAAUUGUGUCACUAAUGAGCCGCAUUUAUGUUAAUCUCGGCACCCGGGUAGCCGCCGUCUAAGCCUUUCAAGCGACCAUCACAACGAAGCCGACGAUGCCGACGGGGCAAACGAUUCCUGCUCAGGGGACAACGACGACAACAACGACGAAGCGGACGAUGUCGAAGACGCAUCUUUAUCUCGCGCUGUGAAUUAACAUACAACAUUCAAACACUCAAACACAGCAUUCAGUAUUCACAUAUUCAAGUAUUCAGCAUAUUUUUUUUUGGUAGUUUUCACCUGCUGCGCCGUUUAUGGUUAUUGCCGCAAUUUCGUUGUGACAGUCGGAGGCGCUUUAUCAUAAAUUAAAAAGUCGUGUAGUCGGAGACCCCUCGGACAGCGUCGCGGACAGAACGAAGAAGACACCGGCGGCUAAGUGUGUGGAUUGUCGUGUGGCUGCCAAUGCGGUGGCUUCGUCUUCUUCGUUUUCGUCUUUGCAUCGCUCGCGUCGUUCGUGGUCAGUGCGUGUGCGGCUUUUGUGCUGAUGAAUGAUGCUGGAAGCCAAAAGCUGCGACUGAGACUUCGAGAGUGGAGUCGAGCUGAGAUAUUUGCAUGAAUGAAAUCGCGACUUGUGAUAAACGAGCUGAACUCGGACUGAGACUGAGGCUGAAGCUGAGGCUGAGGCCUGUUUUACCGCGCAUAUUGCUUGAAGCAUUUAAGUGUGAUCCAAUGAUCUGAUCUUGGCGCUCCGGCGAUGACUUAAUUUAAACGCGACGCGCCCAGAAGGUGUUAAUUAGCAUAUGAACACAUACACAUAAAUCGAAGCAAACGAAUCGAAUCGAAACUUACGACUAUUUCAGCAACAACAGUCACACUAGCUCUAAAAACUGUGCAACUCCAACUUGACAUUUAUCGGACGUUACUAUUUGCUGUCGUCUGCUCUUUCGGUUCAUUAAGAAAAUAACAUUAAAAUACGCUGCGACUGCGUCUUUGCAGCGAUUCAUCAAAAGCAAAUAAUCAAAAGAAAAACGCCAGUGAAAAAAGAGUCAUAAAAGAAACGAGCAACAAAAAUAGAAAUAUAUAAAAAAAUAAAAUAUGCCUUUUGUAAUUGUGCAUAGCUUAACAAAAUUUCUAUGGCAAGUUCUAAAGUUCUUAAAGUCAACACUUUGAGUGUGAAAAGAAUAUGAUGAUACUCCAACGAAUAUCGAAUUGUAUUUGUGAAUGUAAAUGUGAUUGUGAUUGUGCUUGUGCUUGUUUCACAACGUAGCCAAAAACCGAAGAUGUGGAAAAUACAUAACAAACUCUUAAUAUACAUACUCUGGAUUAUGGAAAUAAGAUUAGUAUCCAGCUUUACGUCCGCCAUGCUCUGCGGCCGCAUACCCGGCCUCACGAUGGCCCAGCGACAGCUCUGCAGCGACAUGCCCGACGCCCUCAUCGCCCUGGACGAGGGUCAGCAGCUGGGCUCACGCGAGUGCCAACAACAGUUUCGGGGUCAUCGCUGGAACUGCUCGGGGGUGUGGCAGCGCAACGUUUUCUCCCAUGUCAUACCCAUAGCUUCUAGGGAGGCGGCUUAUACUUAUGCCAUAGCCAGCGCUGGAGCCGCGUACUCAGUGACUGCCGCUUGUGCGCGAGGCAACAUUUCCACCUGCGGCUGCGAUGUGCGGCACAAGGCGGCGCCACCGGACUGGAAGUGGGGCGGCUGCUCGGCGGAUGUGGACUUUGGCAUGCGAUACACACGCAAGUUCAUGGAUGCCCGCGAGUUGGAGCGUGAUUCGCGUACGCUUAUGAAUCUGCACAACAAUCGUGUGGGGCGCACGAUUGUGAAAAAGCUGCUGCGCACCGAUUGCAAGUGCCAUGGCGUCAGCGGCUCGUGUGUCAUGAAAACGUGCUGGACUAGCUUGCCGCCCUUUAGCGUGAUUGGCGACAAGUUGAUGCAGAAAUAUCACAAAGCCAAAACUGUUCAAGCCGUCAGAGGCAAACGUGGACUGAGAUUAGUAUUAAGCAGAAAAAAGAAUGCCGCCGCAGCCGCUGGUGCUGGUGCUGCACAGAAACCUGCGCUCGUUUGGCCCAAGCGCAUGGAGCUCGUUUACCUGGAGGCAUCGCCCAACUAUUGUGAGCGCAGCAUUCAAACUGGCACACUGGGCACAGCGGGCCGACCCUGCAAUCGCAGUGGCCACGGCCCCCAGAGCUGUGAUCUGCUGUGCUGUGGGCGUGGCCACAACACCCAGCACAUACGUCGCAAGCAACAGUGUCGCUGUCAGUUCCACUGGUGUUGCUCCGUCGAGUGCGAACUGUGCGACGAGAACUACGAGGAGUUCACCUGUAAAUAGUUGUCCCCUAAGUUGCCAAGUUGUUGCCCCUAAGUUGCCCGAGGGGACGCAAGGCGAAGGCAUGAAUAUGGCAAGGCAAAGCGAUGCGAAUGUUGCUAGUAUUACAUAGUUUAGCUUAUAGCGAACUUAACUUAGUAUUAUAAAAUAUGUACUACACACACUCACACACACACACACACAAACACUGACAAACACAAGCGUACACAUGCAGAGAAGCUCGAAUAAAUUUUAG
Molecule: messenger RNA, 2738 nt
Organism: Drosophila nasuta
Lineage: Eukaryota; Metazoa; Arthropoda; Insecta; Diptera; Drosophilidae
Gene: Wnt2
Product: Wnt oncogene analog 2
Exons: 5
Coding region: 1457-2506 (349 amino acids)
Biological process (GO): positive regulation of JNK cascade; multicellular organism development; canonical Wnt signaling pathway
Cellular component (GO): extracellular region
Molecular function (GO): frizzled binding; cytokine activity
Source: RefSeq, a predicted model, not a curated record